UUGCCAUGGAGACAGCUGGACACAGACAGGGUAGAGGCAGGCCCACAGCAUGUCCUCCAAAGUUUACUCCACAGGGUCUGCCAUCUUAGCCUCUCAUUCCUCUGUAGGCUCCAGAGCCAAGGACCACCAGCCCUCGGGUGUGGAGUGUCUGCCACUCCCAGAGGCCAAUGCUGAAGCCAUCAACUUCCUCAGCUCCCUCCACGAGGAGGAGCUACAGAUGCUGUUCUUCUCUGAGACGCUGGCCAUGGUCUCAGACACUGGGGAGCCUCAGGGAGAACUGACCAUUGAGGUGCAGAGAGGGAAAUACCAGGAAAAACUCGGCGUGCUGACAUACUGCCUCUUCGUGCAUGCCUUUAGCCGAGGCUUCUUGGACAAAAUGCUCUGCGGAAAUUCCCUCCUGGGCUAUCUCUCAGAGAAGCUGGAGCUCGUGGAACAGCACAGCCAAGACUUCAUCAAGUUCCUCAUCCUCCCCAUGGAACGGAAGACAAGUUUGCUGAAGCAGGAUGAUCAGCUGGCUGUGACCAGAAGUAUCAAGGAGGGUGAGGAAGUGAAGACUGGAGUGACUUCUUUCCCCUGGAGCUCAAUCAAGGGCUUCAUCUCAGAGGCUGCCAACCUGGUGCUGCUCAGGGUGAUGGCCUGGCGGCGGAUGGUGCCCAGCAAUGCCCGCUUCCUGACCUUGGACACCGAGGGCAAACUCUGCUAUUUGACUUAUCAAGACCUGGGCUUCCAGACUAUCCAGGUAGACCAUCAGCAAGCUGAAGUCUUCAUCGUGGAGCAGACUGUCCACUCGGAGGAGGGCAUCCCCAUGUCCUGCCAGUACUACCUGCUCUCCGAUGGGCACCUGGCCAAGAGAAUACAGGUGGGCUCCCCAGGGUGCUGCAUCAUCACCAAGAUGCCUAUCUUGAGGGAAGAGGAUGAGACUGAGCCACGCCCAGUGUUUGAGAAGAAGCCCCUGGUAUGGGAGGAGGAUAUGGAGCUCUAUUCGAAGUUCCUGGACCGGAAGGAGGAGCUCCGGCUCGGCCACGCCAGCUAUCUGCGGCAGCACCCCGAAGCCCACGCGCUCAUCUCCGACUUCCUGCUUUUCCUGCUGCUGCGCCAGCCGGAGGACGUGGUCACUUUCGCCGCCGAGUUCUUCGGCCCCUUCGACCCACGGCGUCCGUCGUCACCGUCCUUGGGCUCCUCCCACCGGCCCAACCCUUUCCGCUCCCUGGAGCCGGAGGGAGACGCCCGCUCCGGGGCGGCCUAAGCGGGGCCCAGGCCGGAACAGGGCAGGAAACCAGGGGUCGGGCUGGGAAGCGGGCGGGACGCGCCGGGGCGGGUGCGCUUUCCGGGCUGCGGUUUUGGGGAAAUAAACGGGGCCCUCCCGCGGCUCUGCAGCGCCCGCCGACAGCU
This is a messenger RNA of Symphalangus syndactylus (siamang), 1392 nucleotides long. It is a transcript of the gene CATIP, whose product is annotated as ciliogenesis associated TTC17 interacting protein. Lineage: Eukaryota; Metazoa; Chordata; Mammalia; Primates; Hylobatidae. The record is from RefSeq and is a predicted model, not a curated record. Gene Ontology annotation, biological process: actin filament polymerization; cilium organization.